ACCUCGCAGUUCACAACAUCCACACCAGCCACCGCACAUCCCCACUGUACAAUCAGCACGGAUGCAUUAAGACAAACCCAACACUCAUCCCCCACCUUUUUCUUUUCUUUUUUUUUCCUUUAUUGUGGGGGUCUACAUCUGCUCUCCAAAACUGCUUGACCUCCUCAGAAAAGCGGACCUAAGAUUCCCCUCAGAAUUCGGUGCUAGAUUUUGACAAUGGGGAUCAAGACAGCCCUUCCUAAGACUGAGCUCUACCUCUACACCUCUGUCCUCGCACUAGCUCUUUUAUGGGCAGGCAGUUGGAUCAUAGAGGCAUCAAGUGAGAAUGUAAACAGGAAGACCUUUAAGGAGACUGUAACACCAGGAUGGCACUACUUUGGAAGAAAAAUGGAUGUGACUGACUUUGAGUGGGCGAUGUGGUUCACUACUUUCCGCAACCACAUCCUGUUUGCCCUCUCUGGCCAUGUAAUCUUUGCCAAAAUCUGCUCCAUGAUUUCUCCCAAGAACAGGUCGCUGAUCUACAUGCUCUAUGGCUGCUUGACGGUGCUCAUCAUUAUGGGCUGGACAUACAUCUCUCUCAUCCUGUCCCACUGCAUCAUCCUCUACAGUGUGGCCCUCAUCAAGAGGAAGUGGCUCUGCUUUGUGGCUGGCCUCACCAGUCUGGCCACCUUCAAGAUGGAGCCCUUCAACUCCUGGCAGGCUGGUUUUGUGACUGGCACAUUUGAGCUUCAGGAUAUCCUGUUCUAUGGAGGCUGUGGGUUCUCCAUCAUGCGCUGCAUGAGUUUUGCCCUGGAGAACUGUGAGAAGAAGGAUGGCAACUAUACCUUCAUGGAUUUGAUUAAGUACAACUUCUACCUCCCCUUCUUCUUCUUCGGACCCAUCAUGACUUUUGAUCGAUUCCACGUCCAGGCUAAUGACCCUAACUUGACACGUAAACCCAGAGAAAUGUGGAACAUAACCAUCCAUGCUUUGGUGCACCUGGGAGCCAUCUUAGUGGUGGAUGUGUUCUUGCAUUUUCUGUAUAUUUUGACCAUCCCAAGCGACAUGAAGCUGGUGAAAGAGCUCUCUGACUGGUCUUUGGCUGGUUUGGCCUAUUCCAACCUUGUAUAUGACUGGGUGAAAUCAGCUGUCAUGUUUGGUGUUAUCAACACUGUGUCACAACUCGAUCACCUGGACCCUCCCCAGCCUCCUAAAUGUAUCACCAUGCUGUAUGUCUUUGCUGAAACGCACUUUGACAGAGGAAUUAAUGACUGGUUGUGCAAGUACGUCUAUGACUACAUUGGAGGCAAUCAUGAUGGAAUCUUCAAGGAGCUGGUUGCGACAAUCUCUACUUUUGCCAUUACAACUCUGUGGCUUGGACCCUGUGAACUGGUCUAUAUUUGGUCUUUCUUCAACUGCUUUGGCCUGAACUUUGAGCUGUGGGUGGCUAAGCUCUUCUCUCUGCCACCUUUGUCUACUAUUGAGGGUGUUAUGUCUGAGGCAAUGUCACGCCGCAUCAGGGGAUUGUUCAAUGCUGUCAACUUCUGGCAAAUUGUCCUUUAUAACGUCCUCGCCCUGAACAGCCUUGAUUUUGCUAAGCUGGUGGCCAAGAGACUGCUUUUCAAGGGCUUCCCUCUGUCCACUCUUUUGGUGCUCUUUGUGACCUACUGCGGCAUUCAACUGGUGAAGGAGCGAGAGCGAAAACUGGCUCUCCUGGAGGAGCCGGAACCGGCAGAGCCUGGCAAACCCAAAACUGAUUAAACAAGUGCAACGUGACGGUUCACUGAGUCCAAGCUUUCAUACCAAACCUGAGCAGCCCCCGUCACCAUGACCACUGCUGAACACAAGCCUGUUUUUUAAGCACAAGGCGUUUUUAACUGUGAAAAGUCCUCAAGUGCACUUGCUGUGUAAAUGCCAACUGCCCUUUACCACAGACUCUCACAUUCACACACUGAAACCAAGUGCAUUUUUUUAUUUAAUUCAUUUUAUUUAAAACUAUAUUGGAUCUUCAGAGAAUGGGCUUGACAAAUAUUUUAUGCAGAUGUAAUAUAUAAAACCAUUAAAGCCAGAAAUGCCA
This is a messenger RNA of Colossoma macropomum (tambaqui), 2056 nucleotides long. RefSeq names its product hedgehog acyltransferase like, a (gene hhatla). The coding region runs from base 217 to 1740 and encodes 507 amino acids. NCBI's taxonomy places the organism in Eukaryota, Metazoa, Chordata, Actinopteri, Characiformes, Serrasalmidae. Gene Ontology annotation, molecular function: acyltransferase activity. The transcript has 12 exons. The record is from RefSeq and is a predicted model, not a curated record. Gene Ontology annotation, cellular component: endoplasmic reticulum. Gene Ontology annotation, biological process: negative regulation of N-terminal protein palmitoylation.